AAGUAUGUGGAAUGGUGUAUAACCUAUCUAUUGCCAUUUAUUGUCACCAAAUUGGGUAGUCCAAAGAUAACGAUACGUCGGAUAACGAAUCAAAUGCUUACAGCUUACUUAAAAUUGGAACCUAAUGCUUUAAAUAUCGUUCAGAAGAUGAUCGCAAAUUUUCUUUUAAACGAUGAAAACGAUGAACAAAUAAAAGAUGAAGCAUUAAGGGAAAUUCCAAAUCUUAUGAUAAUGGAAUGUAUCGAUCAAAAUUGGAAAAUUUUAAUUAGUAGUUUAGCCGAAAUGUUGCAUACAAUUUUACCAGAAAAACAUGAAAAAAUCAUUCGUCUAUUUGCUCAUUUUGCUGUAUACUUAGGUACGGAAAGAUUGCAAAAGAUUCUAUCAGAGUUAACUACCAAACAGUAUGAAAUAUGCAAAAAAUAUGAACGAAUAAUCUUUGAAACAAGUGAAACAAUGAAAGAAAGUCUUACAAAUAAAGAAAAAAUUCCAUCAAAUACCGAUGUGGAAUUACGAUAUCGAUUUGGUAUUAUUCCAGUAUUAACCAGUAAUAUGCUCAAUAACGAAACUGAUCCAACAUCGAGAAUUAUUGCUCUCGAACAGGUAAAUGAAAUUAUGAAUGGAAUAACACCUGAAGAGGCACGUAAAUUUGCAACCCAUUUGCAUUCAUAUUUUCUAACUUUGGGUAACGUCUUGGAUGAUUUAAAUUUUAAAGUUGUCACACUUUGUUUAGAUGUCCUUCGUUUGACAUUGGAAAAAGUUGGAUCAUUUCUAGCACCAUAUACGCAGCAAGUAGUUGGCUUAAUUUCGAAACAUUUUGGUAAUCAAAAAUCUGCAAUAAGACAACAAAUUAUGGCAAUUUGUAUGAUAACAAUGCAAAAUUGUUCACCUAAAAGUGUCAUCUCAUAUUUAUGCGUUUAUUCGGAACAUCGAAGUUCACGAAUUCGAGAAGAAAUUUUAAAUAUUAUGACGGCCGCAUUGCUAACAUUUGAUUCACGUAUGAUUAAUUUAAAAGCAAUUGCUGAUAUUGUCGUACCAUUGCUUGCUGAUCAAAAAAGACGUGUUAGAUUGGCUGCAUUCGAAUUAUUUGCUGUUUUUGCGCAUUUAUCAAGUAAAUCGAUUAAAGGUUUGCUAAAAUCAGUAUCAAAUUUGGAACAAAAACAUCGAGCUUAUGGACUUUUAAAUGCUGUUAAGGCAAGAAUAUCGCGUAAAACAUUGCCAAAGAUACGUCCUGAUGGAUUGAUCGAAUAUGCUACCCCGGUUGGUACCGGUAUUUCGAUAAACAGAGAUGGAUGGCAAUCGUUGAAAAUGGAUAAUUUAGAUUAUGAAUGGAUCAUGAGUGGUAGUAGUGGAUCAAGCAGUAUUCUUUCCAGAAGAAAAUGGCCAUCAGUUAGUUCGCUGGGAAAACAAUCAUCUUCCUCAGUUCCAACUUCGGAAAAUGCAUUAGCAGAAAUUGUUGAUAGUAAUGAUGAUAUUCCAUGGAAAGAAAAUUUCAAUGAGAUGUUAGUAGAAACAAAAAAUGUGAACAUACCUGGAAAUGAUACUAAAAUAUCAAUGAUUGAAAGGCCAUAUUCUGAUGAUUGCAAUCGUUACAAACAUAAUGGAAAUGGUAUGCAUGAAAAAUGCUGGGACGAUGAUCCGUCUUCACAUUCAGUGGAUCGAAUUCAUUUGGAAAAAUUACAAUUAGAUAACAAUUUAUACCAUACAACAAACAACGAUAGCGAUACGAUUCAUAAAAAUAGAAGUGAUACUGUAAAUAUCAGCAAUGGUAUCAAAAAGGAGCUCAGUGAAGAAAAUUUUACCGAAAAUGGUUCGAAUGGAAUCUUUAUGGCAAACAAUAUUUCACUAAGCAGAAAAGUUACAAAUCCAAAUGAUUUACCUAUUAAACCAUCAAAAUCCGGAAAUUAUUACGAUGGUUAUGCACCAUCUGAACCAGCUAUACCUACUCGUCCCUUCCAAUUGUUAGUGCGGAAAAGUUUCAGCCAUCAAAAUUUAGCUUCUACAUCAAAAACUACUGCUAUCCCUCAGGGUUUAGAGGAUGGUAUUCUUGGUUCAUCAUCAUUAUCAUUAGGAACAAUUAGUAGAAGUGGUAGUAUACGACGAUCUGGUGGUGGUAAUGGACGAGAUUUAUUGAUAUCACAAGGCAUACAACAGGAUUUGCUGGAAAUUCGAAAUAAUCUUAUUGCUAGCGAAUGGGAACGACGAAUGCAAGGUUUAAAAGAAUUCUCGGAAAUAGUAAUGAGAAAUGAUCGAGCAGCAAUAUCGGAUACAAAAGUUUUGGGAGCAUUUGUUGGCCGUACAUCAGAUAUCAAUUUUAAAGUAUCAGUUGAAGCAAUGGAAACACUUAUCACCAUUCUUCCAAUACUUUCUCCUCAUUUUUCAAAUGGAACAUCAUUGAAAGCAGUGUUGUAUCAGCUUAUCAACUCAUUGAUGUCACAUUUGGCUAGUCGUAGCGAAGGACAUCGACAGCAUGCCAAAUUAUGCUUUGAAGAAAUCACAAAAUAUAUUGAAAAUGUAGCUCUUUUGGCACCAUUUGCAGCUGCAACAAAGCAAGCUAAUGUGAAGCAAAAACCAUUUAUGUUGCAUACUCUUAGCAAAUUAAUGGAAUCAGGAUAUUCGAUUAAGCCACGACAAGCAGAAGCAGCAGGUCUUCCGGUUCUUUGGGAAUUGUUAAAAACACCACCUCGAAGCUGUAGUGAUCCAGAAGUUCGGGAUGCUAUUCGUCAUUAUGCUAUCACAAUGGCACGUUGUCUUGGCAUUAAAACGCUUCUAGAUUUGUCCACAUUCCGUAUCAAUCCAAGUCAGAAGAAAAUAUUGCAGGAAUUAAUUUCUUAACCUACUCAAUAAACAAUAUAGUCAAAUUUUAACGUGACGAAUUAAUC
This is a messenger RNA of Loa loa (African eye worm), 2879 nucleotides long. RefSeq lists its product as hypothetical. The transcript has 20 exons. Bases 94 to 2832 code for a protein of 912 amino acids. Gene Ontology annotation, cellular component: cytoplasmic microtubule; cilium. Gene Ontology annotation, molecular function: microtubule binding. The record is from RefSeq and is a predicted model, not a curated record. Gene Ontology annotation, biological process: microtubule cytoskeleton organization. Lineage: Eukaryota; Metazoa; Nematoda; Chromadorea; Rhabditida; Onchocercidae.